AUGGCUGACCCAGCUAAAUUGAUGGAGGGGCACAUAAGCUAUCGCCUUCAGCGAUCGCAACACCUGGGAGAAGAGGAGCUAAAGCAGUAUGAAGACCUAUCAAGGCGGCUCGUCCUAAGCCAGGCGGAGAUCUUCUACCUUGAAAAGGCGCUAUACGAGCGGGAGAAAGACCUGCUGAUUGCUCAAGAGCGCAACCGGCAGCUAGAGGAGGGAAAUGCAAAGGUUCCUGACAAGGACAGUCACAGUCUGUCAAAGCAGGCUGCGCAGCUGACGGCAAUCGAGACAUCAGUGCAGAGUGCUCGGCAGGGCUUAGCCAAGUGGCAUCAGGAGAGCCAAGAAACUACACUGGCCCCUACCAAUACCGACGCUCUUGUUGCUGCGCCGAGUCCAAGCGGACAGAGUCCAGAGUCUGCAGCAGAACCAAAGGCUGAAACACCAAAACGGGGCCCAAUAGCAGAGGGUUCGCUUGCCACUAAAGUUCAGUUUGCAACGGUAGUUGACAACCUAGAAGCCUCGUUUGGCGCCUACUUCGCUGAAGUGGGGCAGCUCUUGGACACGUUGGCAAAGGACAGCAUAGCCAAAGAAAGGGGAAAUGAGCUGGUGGUCGGCAUUCCAGGGGGGCCAAAAGGCCUGGCGCAGGCUGGGGGGGCGGAAGACUUUGACCUCCAGGCACAGAUUGCAGAUCUACAGGCGCAAAUUGAUGUGCUCUCGGAGGGCACCGAGCGCAUGCAAGUGGAACUUGCGGCUGGGGCGGAGCAGCUUUUGCAUCUCGAAGAGGAAGUCGCUGAGAAGGAUGGGAACAUUGCGGCGCUCAGAGGAGAAGUGGACAACGUGGCAGGAGUCAAAGCUGACCUAGCGGCAGCAGAAGAGCACGCGCUUGCACUCCAAACGAAGCUAGCUCUGACUGCAAAUGAGUUCUUCCGAUCGGAGGCGGACGCUGCAUCGCAAUCUGCGGACCUUGGUUUGGCAGAGGGCCAAGUUGCGGCGCUCGCCCUAGAUCUUGCAAAAAGAGAUGAGCGUAUUGCGGGCCUGUUAGCAGAGCUGAAAACCCUCCGCGCCACUGCUGCGAAGAGUAACGACAGCGCUGAGGCGCUGAAAGCAGAGCUUGCCACGGCAAGGGAUGCUGAGGUGGCAGCGAGGGAUGCUGAGGUGGCGGCGAGAGAUGCUGAGGUGGCGGCGAGAGAUGCUGAGGUGGCGGCGGAGCGGGUGGCACGUGACUUUGAGCAGAUUGCGGCGGAGCUGGAGAUCGCGGCGCGCGCGGCGGAGCAGCGGUUUGCGGAGGUGGAGCGGACGUGCGCGCAGCAGGAGGGCCUCAUUUUGGCGAUGCAGGAGCAGCUCUUGGUAGCCGGAACUGGAUGCGGAAUGCCAGCUGGCGUUGCUCAGGCUGACGGUACGAUUGCGGCACAGGGGAAUGGAGGCCGAGGGGCAAAGGGUUUCGGUGAUGGAGCAAAUUCGGGGCCAGACAGGCAGGAGGAAGAGGUGAGGGGAAAUAGAGUGGUGGCGGAAGAAGGAGGUAGAUUGGCAGGCUCGCUUGCUGAGGAAGAGAAGUAUGCGAUUGGCAUUUUAGAGGGGGCGGCAGCGGACCGAGCGGGAUCGAAAGUGUUGGCUGAAGAUGGAGUUGCAGAGAAGAGCCAAGACGACAUUGCUGAGGCGCAAGGCGCACUCCCCGGCCAGGGAGCCUUGCAUGUGGCACGUGACGAGGAGGCUGAAGCGCGCACCGAGCGGGAGCUUCUGACGGCCCGUGACGCGGCGGAAGAACGUGCGGCGCUUCUGGAAGGAGAGAACGCGGCACUGUUGGCGAAGUUGGACAACCUGACGAGUGACAAAGACCGGCUGGUAGACGCGGUUGAGGAAGAGAGGGAGCGGUUUGCGGAUAAGAUGGAGACUCUGCAAGUCGAAGAAGAGCGUCUGAGAAGGUCUUUGGAAGGGGAAAGCGAGCGGUUGGGAGAGGAGGUGAGGCGGGUGUCGCUCGAGAACGAACGGCUGAGGGAUUCCAAUGACAGGGACACAGCGUGGUUUGAGAGCGAACUCGCGGAGACAAAGCUCGAGAAUGCGCGGCUGCAAGAGAAAAUUGCGCGUUGUGUGGCUGAGUUGGAAGGUUUGUCUGUCGAGAAGGAGGCGUUGCUGAAUAGUAUUGCGGAAGAAAGAGCGAAGUCUGCCGGCGAAAUUGAGGCUUUGCAGAAGAUAGUUGAAGAGGAGAGAGCGCGCUUCGUGGGCGAGACGGAGGUUCUUCUGUUUGGAGAGGAGCGGCUGAGGGCAGACCUCGAGGCAGAAAGGGCAACUUUUGCAGAGCAGGUAGACGGACUUGAGCUCGAAAAGGCCACUCUAUAUGCGGGGCUUGAGGAGCAAAAGCAGCGGUUUGACAGCGAAAUGGAGGGGCUCCUGUCAGAAAAUGAGCGCCUGAAAGAAGCGCUGGAGACUGUAGACGUGCAAAUGCAGGCGGCGUUGCACGAGUUGGAGCAAACCCAGGCGAAGGCGGGGCGGAACGAGAGCGCAAUGAGAGCGGAGCUCCAGCGGACGGAAGUGGAGGCACGCGUGGAGGAGCUAGAGCGCGCGUGCGAGCUCGCGCAGGCGGACGCGGAGAGGAUGGAAGCCGGAUGGCGGAAGGCCAGCAUUCGGGCGGGCGAACUGGAAGAGAGAGUUCUGGGGCUGAAGCGGUCUCUCUACGAGAAGGAGGCCCAGUUGAGGGAAGCUGUCCUUAUGACCGAGAAGCUGGCCGGUGCCGGGAAGAGCUUCUCGGGGGGUGUGGAAACGGAGAAGGUUGGGCCUGUUACGGCGACUGGUGUACCCCCCGGGAAAGGAGAGAGGAGCGCCAGCUCGAUGGGGAGCGGUUUGAGUCCCUUAGCGAUUGGGCUUAACUUGAGUGACGCCAUUCCCCAGGAUGGAUCACCAGCGGAUUCGCAACCUCCAACUUUUACUGGGAAUACCGGUUCCGGUUACAAAGGACAGGACUCUCCAGUAGAUGAGCCCGGGGCACGGGCCCUUCUGGAGGCGCUGGGCAUUGACAGCGCCCAGAGCUCCCCCAGUCUAGGUUCCACCCCCCCGGCCGCAGAGGGAUCCCCCAACUUCCACGAUUUGGUGAACGGGCAGCUGGGCUUCGUUUUGUCGGGGGGAGGCAACCGGCUGCUGUCGAGCGGGAAGCUCAUCCACAUGGACUCGUUGGAUGCGCCUGCGAGGAGCGCCGGGCGAGCAACCGGACACGUGGCGGCUUGGGAUUCGGCACUGUCCUCGGAGUUGGAGGCAAGGGCGCCCGGGGAAGUGGAGUUUGUUGGCCCGCUCGCGCAAGAAACCGGGGGAAAGGAUGAGGGCGACCAAGUUGAGAUAACGCUGAGCUCGGGAGGCGACAUACGCGACUUUGGGUCGCCGGUGUGGAGCGGCAGGCGUGUCUCUGGCUCAGUGGAAAAAGCUUCACCAAGUCCGCCGAGGACUCCCCUGCAAGCGACGACGGACACCUACCAAGCGGAAACGGACACGACUUUCAGCCCACCGGACGCGUCUGCACUAACAACAAAACCCGACGAAAUCGACUUUGAGGAUCCGGAUACAGACACAGAGCGUUCAGAGGUUGCUGACGUGGCAACUGAAAGCCCGCAGACGUUGGAGAAGGACGUCAUCACCAGCGAAAGCAGCGGCACAGAGGUCGGGCUCGCGUCAGCAUCGGGCGCUAAAGCGAAGCGCAACCUUGUAGAGCAGUUUGACAGCGCGCUGGCGAAACGGGAAGGCCCGGUCCUGGAGAUGGAGAAGGACGCGGCCCUGGCGGCCGCGGCCGCCCUGAACGUCGCGCUCGCCGCGCGCGUCUCCGAGCUGGAGGAGCAGCUGGGGGCUAAAAUCCGCGGCUUAAACCCCGGGUCCGAGAUUCUGAUCUCCGCUGAAAAGGCAGAGGUUCAAAAUGACACCCGGGGCCUCUCUGGGCUUUCGGAUGUGGGCCGGGUCUGGGUCGAAACACCCAUUUCGCGUUCGCACUCCCGUUCUUGUUCCGGCGGCGGUUCCGUUUCCGCCUCCAGGGUCUCAACCCCCGGGCGCGCGCGCGAGCUGGAGGCGCUGCGCGACGAACUGCAGCGGCUGCAGGAGAAAGUCGCGGAGAGCGAGGCGCUGGCAGACGAGGUCGAGCGCGCGCACAGGGAGGGCGUUCUGCGCGCGGAGUGCCACGUGGCGGAGCACGAGGGCUUUGAGGCGCUGCAGGCGGAGGUGACGCUUCUGAGGAGCGAGGCCGCGCGUUCGCGCGAGCGCGAAGAGGAGCGCGAGCGCCCGAUGACUUCGGACGUCGUGGAGCAGACCGACACGCGGCCGCGAGACGCCGACCCCGGGGUUCAGGGUUUGGAGGAGAAGGUCAAGGAGCUGGAGCGCGUGGUGCGCGGUGCGCGCGAGGAGAACGCGCGGCUGGCUGCCACGUGGCAGGGCGGGGCGGACGUGGGGCUCGAAGCUUUGGAGGAUGAGCUGGCGCUGCUGCGGGGAACUAGAGCGGAGAACGAGGAGCUUAAGGGAGUAAUAAGGGACCUGGAGGGGGAGCUUAGGGAUGCAAACCAGCAGGAAGCUCGGGACGCCGCGGCUGAGGAAAAGCUUCGUGAUCCGCCACGAGAAGCAGAAGAGCUCAUCAAGAACGUCGACGGCAUCGGUGCACAGGCAACGCUUAUCCCAGCGGAACCGAAAUACGAUCAGUCACUUCCUCCAUGUACCGACGCUGCUGUAAUGGAAAGUCUUCCUGUCUCGAACCCCGAAGACCUCGGCCCCGUUCCGUCAAUAGCAGCUGCUCUGCCGGGGUCGACGGUUCCGGCGGAUUCCGGUGCCAUUACCCGGCUCCAAGUAGAGGUCAGAACUCUGCGAGCGCAGCUCGAGGCGUCCCUGGUCGCACUCCAGUUGUCGCAGGCCGCGUCGGCGCAGCUGGCCGCGGAAGUUCAGGGUUUGCAGGGUUUGGCCGCCGGGCGCUUCUCCCUGGAGCUCGAGGUCGCGGAGCUGCGCGCGCAGCUCGCGGAGGAGCGCGGCGCGCGCGGCGCACUUCAGGACGAGCUCGCGUUUGCGCGCGCACAGCUCGAGGAGCUGAAGAACGAGACAGAGCGGCUGGCCACUGCCGCUGUUGCGCGGCCAGACUUUGAGACGGUGGGGGUCCAAAACCCUCUGUAUGAAAGCCCAAGGGACGGAGGGUUUAGCGGGGGUUUCGGGGAGGGCCGGCCGCGCUUCGACUCGGCGGUCAUCCGCUCGGAGGCUUCCAGCGUCGCGGAAGCUCUGGCGCGCGAUGCGGACGUCCUGGGGCGCGUUUCAAACCCUCUGGCGCGCACUUCGGACGCUUCCGCGAGUGGUUCGGUCGCUCUGCCGCGUCUUCCGGACGUCCUGGCACGCGGUCCGGACGCUUCCGCUGAACCUGCGGAUGCUUUGGCGCACGGUUCGGACGCCUUGGCGCACGAUGCGGACGCCGGCGUGGCUCGCAGCCUGUCCAAAUCUUCGCUCGUGCGGACGUCCGAAGACGCGGAGGGGUGGCUCGUGGGCGAGGGCGGCCAGCCGCCGUCGGAGCGCAUCAGCGAGUGCUUCACCGUGCAAUAUGAACCGGUCGAAGAUUCGCUCUUUCUGCCAAGCGGAAAUGGGCAGCUUGUGACCGAGGAAGGACCCCGGCCGGUUGAUCUGGCGACCGGCGGUGCCGAUGAACUGCCCGAAAGGGCAUUGGAAGGUCGCCGGAAGUCGCUCUCGGUGAGUAUGCCAACAGCCCAGGAAUGGGCCUUCGGGGCGACUCCCCGGUUGAACCCGCUGUUCGGGAUUGAGGGCGAGUUAUUCAGUCCGCUGGAGUUGCCCAAGCGUUCGCAGUCGAUGACAGACGCGGUGUAUUUACACCAAGCCAACAAGAGGGCAGAGCCCGAGUGUGAAUCAGCCCGGUUACGCGAACUAGAGAGGUUGUGCUUUUCCCGAGGGGAAGAGGUGGCCGCGCUGAGGGCCCUUCUGGAAGAAAGCCAGCAGGGGGCGCACGAGGGUGCGGAGCUGCGAGCGGAAACGGAACGAAUGGCAGCGGAAGCGGAACGGAUGGCGGCGGAACUGGCUCGGCUGGAGGCGCUUCUGCAGCGGAAGGAGGAGCAGCUAGUGGCCACGUCAGUGAAGCUGGAGGAUGCUUUUCUAAGAAAGGCAACCGGGGCAGAAGAAACCGGGAGCGGUCCGGCGGAAGCAGAGCUGCACAGCGGAAGGGGAAUGGUCGGGGAAGAGGAACCGGUUGAUAGAAAGUCAGACGCUGAAGAGCAACAGCAAACAGAGGAAACGCAAGCAGAGGACGCAAACCAGGAACAGCUGUCGCGUGCUGCGUCUCUGGAGGUCGACUUUCUGGUGGCAGACUUUGUGGGAGGGGGCCGAAGCGAGGAGGGAACUUUCCCGGUGAACAUUGAGACUUCUUCCCCGGAGGACCAGACCGUCACAGGACAGGCGGCCGACCCUAACGAGAUCGUGGAGAACGGAGUGUACCUUGUGAAGUGGAGCGUGGGAGAAGCUCCCGACGCCCCAAUUUCGGACUAUGUCGAGAGCUCUCCUCCGCAGGAUAAAAGCAUUGCUGGGGAGACGGGCACUUCUGACGGGGCGGAGGAAAACAGCGUCUACCACGUGAAGUGGAGUGUUGGAGAGUGCCCAGACGCCCUGAACAGUGUGGUUCCGUCCGUGGAAGCGGAGGCGGAAGCGGAAGCGGAAGCGGAAAGCGGAAGCUUGGCAGCAGAAAGGCUAGAGACUGGCAGGAUAGAGUUGGUGGCAGACGGUGAGGAUCUCACGACGCCAACUCCGGCGAGGAGAAAUGCGGAAGGCGACAAAUCGGCAGCGGAACAGGGCCCGACCGGAACGGAAAGUUUGCUGCUGCGGAUUGAUCAGCUAGAGCGAGAGAGAGACGCGGCACUGCGGCGCGCGCGUGAACUGGAGGCGGAGGGGCUGGUGGAUCAAGUUGACCUGCGGGUUAAGGGAAUUGUUCUGCCAGAGGCGGCUGGGUUAGUGGUCAGACUGAGAGAAGCUAAGGCUCAGAAAAGAGAGGCUAAUGGAGAAGUCGCUGCAAGAAGCGGCGUGCAAGUAGAUGGGAAGGAGGAGUCGGAGCCACGCGGGGACGCGCAAAUCGACGGUAAAGUGCGCGAGCGGCGCGCGAGUGCUUUGGAGGAGGAGGGAAGACAGGUGGCGCUGUGGCAGGCCGCCGGGAAGCUGCGGUGCCUGAAGGAACAGAAUGAGGAGCUGCUGCGGACGCGGCCCUUCCAGGUUGGGCGCCUUUCGGACGCCCGCGGACGGAGCGCCAGUGAGCGGAUCUCGGACGCCAGCGGAUGGAAUGCGGACGCCGUAGACCGGAGGACGGACGCCGUUGGACUCCUUUCGAACGCCGUUGAGGAAGUGUCGAAGGCAGAAGAGAUCUUAGCGGUGGAGAAGGGUUUGAUGUUCACGGCAACGACCAGAAAAGAAGACUUGAACGAGGAGGGAGAGCUUGGUCAGGAGCUAGACCAUGUGCGGACGGAGAGCAAUGGUGAACUCAACAGAAACGUCUCGGAAGAGGGGGGAGGAAAAGGUGCCACUGCGGUUGAGAUUGAGAGACUCGCAGAGGUGGAGGAACUGCGGAAGCAAGAGCAGUUGGACGGAGAGAUUCGGGUAGCACAACAGGCGAGGGCUGCUCUAGCGAAGACGUCGGCAGACGGGGGCGCGGCAGUGGAGCACGCCGGCGUCAACGAGGCUAACGUGCUGGAGAGACUCGAGAUCCUGCGGGCAGCGUCAACGCGAAAGGAGGAGACGCUUUCGGCGUUGCGUGAGGAGUUGGCGGGAGUCAAGAGUUUCGUCGCGGAGACUUUGCUUGCUAAGGAAGGCUCAAUGGCAGAGGGAGAGGCAGGGGCGCCCCAUUUGGAGCAGCUUUUGGCGGCUUACCAGAUGAUGGUAAUGGAUGACUACAGUCUUGACGUGGCUCUGGGGGCUGCGAGAGAUGAGCUGCUGGCAGCUAGGGACGCGCUCGCUGAGAGCUUCGCAGGCGAGUGCGAAACGGGCGCCCAGAGAUUGGGGUCCGAAAGUGCGCCGGGCGUGUCCGAGACCGCGCGGGAUUUGACCGGGCAGCUGGAGGCCCUGGUCGCGGAGUGCGCGAGGAAGAGGGGGCAGCUGCGCGCGAUCCGGGAAGACUUGGCAGAUCUGGGCUCUGGAAGGAAAUCGCCUUUGCAUACAAUGAAGGAAGACGAGACCACGCCUGCACUAGACUCGGAGGAAGUUGCGAGGCUCUCGUCAGACGUCGAGGAAAAACGUCAGCAGCACGAGCUUCUCGAGGGAGCGUUGAUGGACGCCACCGAAGCACUAACCCAGGCAAGGACCGCGCUUGCCGACGGGUUUGCCGCGGCCGGCAUCGGCGGAGGUUUGGGGGUUUUGGACGGCGAGAUUGAAACCCUGGCGACGCAGUUGGCGGAGGUGACACAAGCUUGUGAACGGAAGGAACGGAAGAUCGUGUCGAUCCACCGGGAGCUGGAAGAAGUCCAGGCGUUGAGCGAGGGAGUGGCCGAGGAUUCCGUCCGGGGACCGGAGUCUGGAGCAGCGAACGGAAGCGGAACGGAAUGGGAGCGGCUCUCGGCGGCUGUCGAGCAGAAGGAACUAGAGGCGGGAAAUCUGGACGGAAGGCUCGGAGCAGCCCAGGAGGAGCUGUUGAGCGCGCGCGCGGUGCUCGCGGCGAGAUUUGAGUGCCACGUGGAAGCGGGAGGGACGCGGGAUGAGGCCGAGGGUUUGGCCGGUCGGUCGGCCGCGGCUGCGCUCGAGUGCGCGCGGAAGAGGGGGAUGCUGCGCGCGCUGCGGGAGGAGCUAGCUGACAUCACGCUGGCGUCGAUGCCAGUGGCGCCUGAUGAGAGGGAGGAACGGAAAAGUGCUUCUGCUGGAGAGAUCGAACGGCUGUCAGAGCUUUGCGAGACAAGGGAACGGGAGGAGAACGAGUUGGAGGUGCAGUUGGUCACUGUAAGAGAGCAGCUGUCACACGCAAAAGAAGCAUGUACCGAAAAGCAACGCGAGAGAAUGCGUGAAAUCCAGUCGGAGGGAGAAAGAGAAUCAGAUAAAGGUGUGGAUGCGGGAGACGACGAGCUGAUGCCAAUUCGGUUGGAGGAGCGCUCGGUAGAGUGUGCCCGGAAGGCCGGCCAGCUACGGGCGCUUCGAGAGGAACUAGAAGAAGCGAGAAAAGCAGACGCGGGUACGGCCAGUGAAGUGUCGGUGAGAUUCGCCGGGGAUGAUGACGGGCGACACUUUAUCCCUGCGGAGGAGUUCGAAGCGCUGUCCGCCGGUUUCCACAACAAGGUGCGAGAAGAGAGUGAGCUUGACAAACGAAUAAUGGUUGCGAGGGAGGAGCUUCUGGCGGCGAGAAGCGCCAUGGCGGAUGGAUUUGCCAUGCGGGCUGAAGGUGAGAUACCGGGGGAGAAAGGGGUGUCGGUGGAAGAGUUUGGGGAGCUUUCCGCGCGGUUGGAAGUCCGGUCGGCGGAAUGUGCCAGGAAAGGGGAGAAGCUCCGGUCUCUGCGAACGGAAUUGGAAGAGGUUACGGAAGAAGUCGGUAAUUCGUGCAGAGACUCUUUGGAAGAGACCUCUGGCGGAGAAAGUGGUCGGAGCUCUGUAAACCGGGCGGAAUACGAGAGCAAUUCUGCCGCCCUCGAGCAGAAGACCGCGGAGGCGAAUGCGCUCGAUUCGAAAUUGGAAGCCGUGAGAGGAGAGUUGGUGAGGGCGAGACAGACUCUGGCAGACGCGUUUGCGCACGAAGCGGAAGGUGAGUGCCCGGUAGAAGGGCGAAGGGUGUCGGGGCAAGCGUUUGAAGAGGUCUCCGCGCGACUGGAGGCCCGGUCGGUGGAGUGCGCCGGGAAGGAGGAGAAGCUCCGGACGCUGGAGGCGGAGCUGGCGGACGUCCGGGGCUUGGUUUUGGCCGCUUCUUUCGGACAACCGGUGGGGGAAGAACUAGAGCCUUUGGGAGGUACGAUUGAGAGCGAUGCGGUCGUAGGACCUAGUGAAGAGAACGAGGAAGAGCAGGAGGGUCGCAAGAAGAGGAUAGUUGCCGCACAAACGGAGACAGAGGAGCUGUCGGCGGUUGUCUGUGAGCCUUUUGCAAGCAGCGUGGAGGAGGGACUUACGACGGCGAGUUCAGACGGGGAUGGGGAGGGGAAACGGAACCCGAGCGAAAGUGAAGCAACUAGAGCGGGAGUUUUGGACAAGAGUGACGAUCUGAUCGACCCGGCGGUGCUCAGCCCUACGUCAGGCAAGGCCCUCGCACUUCGGGCGCUGACAACAACCGGGGACUCAAGCGGACCGGAAGACGAGAACGCUGACGUGUUGUCUGACGUCAGCAGACUCUUCAACGUGUCUGAAGAGGCUGACGGACUCAAAGCCGUCCCAGCCGACUCUCAUAACGGGCUCCAGUCAGAGACCCACGUCGAUGGGCCUUGUUCGGGCGAAGCUUGCCCUGGGAAUGGUAGCCAGUCGCCCCGGGCGGAUGCCGAGAUCCGGUGGGACGAGGCCUCUACUGCGGAAGCCUAUCGGGAGAAAGCGGCCGAGUGCUCGGGGUAUCAGGAGGAGCUGCGCGCAGUGAAAGAGGAGCUGCAGGCCACGCGAAAGUCGCUCACGCAGUUCUACGAAGAGAUCCAGAUAUUUACCGGGGGGGAAAUUGAAGGGGUUGUCGGGGGAGCGGGGGUGGAGGCGGUGAGGAAAGCGGUGAGGCGGGCGAGUGUGAAUGCGCUCAGGAUGGCGGAGGCGGCCAGGCUGCAGGGCUUGGAGAAGCAGACAUCCGCGGACAGUCAGAAGGAAGCCGUCCGGAGGAGCAGCUACAUCGAAACCCGCCUUCCUGUGGACGCAGAGAAGGUUCCGGUCCCGUUCCCGGUUCCGGCUCCGUCUGACCAAGCAAUAUCGGAGAACAACAGCGACGAGCUGUUGCGUUCUGCCAUCCUGACCGGGGCCAGCGAAGCGGUUGGGUCUUCGAAGAACGACCUGGCAGCGACGGAAAAACAAGCGGCACAUUACACGCGAGUGGGUCUCGAGGAAGAAAUGCAAGAUCUGCAAGGAAAACACGAGGCCGCUGUUGAAGAACUUGAGGCGGCCCUUGGCUCCUUGCAAGCGGAGAGAGCAGCGCUAAAAGAUUUGGAGUUUGACAGGACAGCAGACGCAUUGGUCUAUUCUGCGAUACUGGCGGGAGCGGAGGAGACCGUCCGGGUGCUGAAAGGAGACGUCAGGAAGGCCGAGUCGCGAGCUGCUGAGUACGAGCAGAAGAGCGACUCUGCGCUCGCCGAGCUGACUGCACUCCAAGAAGCGCUCGCCGCUUACACAGGUGCUUCUUCACCUAACGAGCACCAAAACCCUCUCGAAGGUUCGAAAGAGGCUGUGAGCGCGGAAGUGGCACAGCGCGACAUGACGCAGCUGGUGACGUCAGCCAGGGAGGAGCUGCGGCAGACGGCGCACAAGCUCGCGGCCGCGCGCGUCGAGCUGACGACCGCAGACGCGCAUUUGGCGCUCCUGCGAGCCGCUAGAGACGGAGACUUGCCCGGGGAAACCAACCUGGAGGAGAUUUCGGCGACCUUCAAGCGGGCCUUGUUUUCAAUUGAGUCGCCGUCACCGGUGGAAGAGCCUGCCAAGGUCGAAAAGACGGGGUUGGAGAACCCUGAUUUUGCAACUGGAAAACGGUUAGAGGAGGUGGUUUCCACUAACCCGAGAGGGACGCGAGCCGACGAAGAAGGGGUUGUCUUUUCGGGACUUGUAAAUGAAGCGAGGGAAGAGCUCGGGAAGUUGCACCGGGAGGUGGAAGAAACAAAAAGAGAGCUCUUCGUGACACGUGGCAAGCUGCGGGCUACGAACGAGGCGCUGAGCGAGUCUCGGGGGGCUGUUCAAAUUAACCGGGCGGAAACGGUCGCCAAUAUUGAAGUAGAGUCGGCGCACGGCAGGCUGGAGAAGGCAACCGGGGAGCUGAUUCUCCUCCAGGGAGAGGUAGAAAGGACGCGGGGAGAGGCAAGGAAUAACAACCAGGUUCUGGCGCUAACACGUGGCAAGCUGCGGGCUACAAACGAGGCGCUGAGCGAGUCCCGGGGAGCUCUUCGGGAUAAUCGGGCAGAAAUGGCCUCCAGUGUUGAGGAACUAGAGUCGGCGCACGGAAGGCAGGAAAGAGCAACCGGGGAGCUGAUUUUCCUCCAGGAAGCGCUUGAAAGGACUCGGGGGGAGGUAAAAGCUGGCGAAGAGGAUCUGACGCUGACACGUGGCAAGCUGCGCGCUACAAACGAGACGCUGAGCGAGUCUCAGGGAGGUCUUCAGAGGAACCGGGCGGCUACGGUUGCCAGUGUUGAGGAACUAGAGUUGGCGCACCGCAGGCUGGAGAAAGCGACCUGGGAGCUCAUUCUCCUGAAAGCGAAGGGGGAGUUAAGUAUCCUCCGGGAAGAGCUAGAAAUGACUCGGGGAGAUGUAACGGCUAGCAACGAGGGUCUGGCGCUGACACGUGGCAAGUUGCGGGCUACAAACGAGGCGCUGAGAGAGUCCCUGGUGGCUCUGGAGAGGAACCGGGAGGAUACGGUUGCCAGUGUUGAGGAACUAGAGUCGGCCCAAGGGAGGCUUGACAGAGAAACCGGGGAAUUGAGUAGCCUCCGGGAAGCGCUCGAAAGGACGCGGGGAGAGGUAAGGGAUAGCAACCAGGAUCUGGCGCUGACACGUGGCAAGCUGCGAGCGACAAACGAGGCGCUGAGCGAGGGCCGGGGGGCACUUCAGAGUAACCGGGCGGAUACGAUUGCCAGCGUUGAAGAACUAGAGUCGGCGCACGGGAAGCUGGAGAAAGCUACCGGGGAGUUAAAAUUCCUCCAAGAGGCGCUGGAAAGGACUCGGGAGGAGGUAACCUCUAGUAACGAGGAUCUGACGUUGGCACGCGGCAGGCUGGAUGAAGCGAACGGGGAAGUGGGCGAUGCCCGCGGGAAGAUUGAGAGUGCCCGGGAGGAGCUGCGAGUUGCACUGAGAGAGCUGGAGAUCGUGAAAGGGAGGAACACAGGCGUUGAGGAGGAGGACCUUUCGGAAACUGGAGAGGGCGGACCGGAAGUUCGGGAGGAGGAAGCUGGUUAUGAGGAGGAAACGGUUGAAAUGCAGAUCGAGUCUGCGAGUGUGAAUGCCCUCAGAGAAGAAGUGGUUACGCUCCACGAGUUACAGGCCGCGACCGCUGCGAGCCUCCAGUCCGCUGUCCUCAAUCUCAAGUCGGAGCAAGAAGCUCGCAGAAGCUUGGAGACCGACAAAGCGGUCGACAACUUCGUUCAUUCCGCAAUCAUGGCCGGAGCGGAAGAGGUCCUGGCGGAAGUCAAGGAGGACCUGCAGAUGGCGGAGGGGAUGGCCGCUGCGCUUCAAGACGACUUGGAGUACCUGCAAGCGGAGCUGGGCGCUGCGAGCGACUCUCUGAUCGACAGCGAGGGGCCGCAACAGGAUGAGGGCCUAAUAGACACUGCUCAACCGCCAGCCGUGCAGAUUGCAAGCCGCAAUGCCGCGGAUGCACCCGCGAGUAUCUCAGAAGAGGCAAGCGCAGAUCCGGAAACGCACGACGAGCAACUCGAGAUAGCGCGGCUGCGCGAGGAGCGCGCGACGGCCGCGCAGGCGAUCGCGGGCCUGCGCCUUGAAGUGCGCGCGCUCCAGGAGGAGCUCGCGCAGAAAGAAUUGGCGGCGCCGGAGAACGCGGCGCUCGGAGGAGCGGUCGCUCCUCUGGAAGAAACGCUCAGCGCUGGGGAGGAAAGUGAGAAGCCCGGAGUUCCGGUGGAGGGGCAGCAGGCGGAACGAACGGAAAAGGCUGGAUGCUCGAGGAAGGGGGGAGUGGAAGAAGCUGAAGCCUCUGAGGCAAAUGUAGGGGGAGAAGUGAGUAGGGGGAACAGGGAGGAAGACGGGAAGAACAAAGAGACGGAAAGGCGGGAAGCUUCGAAAAAAGUAGCGGAGUCGAGCGCAGAACCGGAUUUGGCUGAUGGAGCCCAAGUUGGACUUGCGGUUGUGGGAGCAGCGGGUGGAUUGGAAGAAGAUAGAGCCAAGGAGGAGACUCCAAUUUUGGAGGAGAAUAGACAACUGCGGGCCAAUAUUGCGCGGCUGGAGGACAGACUGAGGGCGGUGGAAAGCGUGGACAAGGCUGAGGCUCCGCCGGAGCUUCGGUUGGAAGACCGGAGCAAGUCAAUGGAGGAACGCCAGAACGCCCUGCCAGAGCCCACUGAAGACGUAAGCCCCGGUCAGUUUAGCUUAAGCUCCAAGGAGGAAGGUUCUACUUUGCACGAAAGCCUGGGUGAUAAAUCGGAACCGCGCUUAAGCAGCUUCAUGACCCCCCAAGGGCCCGGGAAGCAGCAUCUCGAAGAGACCGGGGGAAGUGAAAGCGCCGCGUGGGGUGACGCGCCUUCCGUGCGGUCUGCUGACGUCACGCUGACUUCGCAAGAGAGCGGAGUCGACGCGUUCGGCAUGAGCGGUCUCCUGGGAUCGACUCUGUCGAGUUACUCCGGCAGCGAGCCCGCGACGCGGACGAACAGCCUGGGCGCGUUUGAGUUUGGCGGGUUGGGCGUGCGCGCUCGCGAGCUUCCGUCCGUCUCGGAGACUCCCUUGGAGCUCGGAGGGCGGAAAGCGAGCACUGAACAGAACAGUGUGGUUGCUCUUUCUGAAUCGGAGGCUGAGGCAGAACUUGGGCAGCGAAAUGCAAACGGUGAGACCACGACCCUGUUUGGAGCGGUGGUCGGAGAGGCGAAGGCGAUUCCGCUGAUGGAGGCACUCCGGAAUCCGGCGGCCGAAGCGGUGACGGUGUGCAGCGUGAGCUGUCAAAUGGAGGGCUUCUUCGAGCCCACAAAGCCGGGUUCCGCCGGAACUGCAGCGGGCGGACCCACAAUUCUUUGGGCGCAAGACGCUGCUUGUCAGGCAUCGAUUCCGUCGGAGGACGUCAGCGUAAAGAAAGGCUCCAAGCCGAAGGAGCUUCCGGUGUGGGCCUGGAAUCCGGUGGCAAUUCCGCCCAGUCCCUCGGGUACACCGGAACGGACGCCCCAAGGCUCCUUUGACCUCCCGAUACGAGUGAACCGGGUCGAAAGUAUGCUGCGAGGGUCUGGGAACGGAAACGGGACCGGAACCGGAACCGGAGAGGAUGCGGAAGCGGAACAAAGGGCACUGAGCAAAAGCGAAGACGUCGCCCGGGAGCGAAGAACCGGGAGCCCUGAUUCGGCAACUAAGGAGUCCGAGUUCCCCGGGUUUGUACCGCAGACACCUCCGGUCCUUGCUGCCGCAGCAGAGAAAGCUUUAGCAGGGAACAUGGUUGGGGCUUCAGACCAUUUUACAGCAGACCUAGCCCAAAAGGACUCGACAAGCCGUGUGCUCCAAAGUACGUCGAGAGAAGAAACUCGAUCGGAGGCCGUUUCCUUCGACCUCCCCGUGCGAGUCGGCCGGCUGGAAAGCCUUCUGGGCGACCAAAGGCAGGAAGCUCCUGGGGGCCGGUCGCCCAGCGGCUCCUUUGACUUGCCGGUCAGAGUGAGCCGACUGGAAAGUAUGCUGGCGGGAUUCUCACCGAGCGUCCAAAGGGCGGGGACUGUGUCCGAGUCGGUGGCACCAGCGAACGAAAGUGGAUCCGGCAGAGCGGGUGAUGGCUCGGGGGAAUCAACCGGGGAGUCGGGUCAGGAUAAGAAGGGGGGAGAAAAGUUCUCGGGGGAGACUGCCCGGCUCGAAGCGUAUCGGCGGGCUCUCGUAGAGCUGCCCGCUGUGAUGUUUGAGGCGGCGCUCUUCAAGCGCCACCUGGCAGAGCUUCGGCGCAAGCAUGACGUCACGGAAACGCCGCGGAGCGAAAGCUCACAGAACACUAGCGGAGACCCGGAAAAAGACGCGCCGGAAAGUGUCGAAGCGUCACAUAGAGGGGCGGUAAAACACUCUGUGCAAGCGGAACGAAAAGAGAGGGUGGGGUCGGAGAGCGAACGAGCAGUGAGUGAUUUGGUACUGUCGUCGAUUGUGGGAGGCGCGCGGGAGACCGUCGCAGAGUUGCAAGCAGAGCUUGCGGAAGCGGAGGCUAGAGCGGCGGCCAAUCUGUCCGAAGCACGGGAGAUGAACAUCCGGCUCAAGGUGGAGCUGGCUUCUAACGAGGACCGCGCCGCCGCCGCGGAGAGACAGCUGGCAGCCGCUUGGAGCGAACACGCUUACGUCAGCGCGGAGCUCGAAAACGCGCGGUCCGCGCACGCUGACGUCAGCGCCCAGCUGGCGGCCUUGACUGAGGAAGGCGCCGCCCGCCGCACCACGCUGGCAGCCAGUAAGAAGGCUCAUGCUGACGUCACCGCUGAGCUGGCGGCGUCCCUGACGGCCCAGGCUGACUUCAGGGCAAGAUUGGAAGAAGCCCAGAAGGAACAUGCUGACGUUAGAGCCGCACUGGUGGCAAGCCAGGAAGCCCAUGCGGACGUCAGCGCAGAGCUGAUGGCGUCGCAGAGGGCGCAUGGUGACGUCAGCCUAGAGCUGGCGGCAGAGCAAAGGGCGCGCUCUGAGGCGAUGCACGAGUUGGAGGAGACUCAGAAAGCCCACGCUGACGUCAUCUCGGAGCUGGAGGCGGUCCAGAGGACGCGUGCCGACGUCAUCGAACAGCUGGAGACGGCCCAAAAGGCGCAUGCUGACGUUCGAGCGGAGCUAGAGGCGGCUCAUAACGGCCACUCUGACGUCAGCUCCGAGCUGGAAGCGGCUAAGAAGGCGCAUACUGACCUAAGCACCGAAGUGACGGCCGCUGAAAGGGCCCGGGAUGAGGCGGAGGCGCGGCUGGCGGGCGCUCUAACGGAAACGGAAGACCUCAGGCAAGCGGCAGCGGAAACGGAACGCGAGCUGUCGAGUGCGCGGGAAGAGACGGCAAGGCUCGAGAGCGAUCUGGCGGCCGCGGGCCUGAGGAUCGAGCAGAUGGGCGAUGCGGCCGCGGCGGCGGGAGAGAGGUUUGGCGAGGUUUUGGCGGCGCUGGAGAGAGACUUGGCAGCCGCGAGUUUGAGGGUCGCGGAGAUGGGCGACGCGGCCGCGGCCGCGGGGGAGAGGUUUAGGGAGGUUUCGGCAACGCUCGAAGUGGCGGAAAACAGAGUGGCGGACUUGGAGAGCGCCGAGGAGGGUAGGGGGCGGGAGUUAGAAUCAGUGCAGCGGCGGCUGGAGGAGGAAGUGGCGGCCGGGGCUGAUUCUAAUAGAGUGCUGGAGGAAGAGACGGUACGGUUGAAGGGAGAGAUCGUAGGAACACAGAAAAGAUGUGUGGAUGCUGAGAGGGAGGUCGAAGAAGGCAGAGCACGAAUCUUGGUUUCCCAAGCGGAGCUGGAAAGCGCGAGAUCAGAGAUUGAGGCGCUGAAAGAGACCUUGGAAACGAACGAGAGGUUCUCGAGGGGAAAGAAAGAGGGGAUGGCUGGAGCGAGAGCGAAGCUUCUGAGCGGGUUGGUAAGCUUAUCGAGCGGUAAACACGGGUUAGCUUCAGAGUUACGGUUGUUUACGGAGAUGAUGGGGGCGGACAUCACCCUGGCGCUGUCGACGGUUUCGGAGAUCAAGGCGCGGCAAUUGAAUGAGAAAGAGACUCUGGGUGGCAAUCUGAAGGCGGCGAAGAGAGAGACGGAAGAGCUGGUUUCUACAUUGGAGAGGGUGGAGAAUGAAUUGGAAAGGGUACGAAGAGAAGCGGAGUUAAAAGGGGAAGAGAAUGAGCAGUUGGUACGGAUGUUGUACCUGGCAGGAAGAGACACGGAGACGGCGGCAGAGGUGACCGGGCGGGGUGUCAAGGAUGGAGAAGCUCCGGCGGAACUUUCGAGCGAGACUGUAACGGAACGGAAGGACACGGAGGAGAACGGUACCGAGACAGACGAGACGGAGUCCGGAGAGACGGGGCGAGAAAGUCGAGAUUCAGGGGAGAGCGCUACGGCUGUCGGGAAAACGGCGUCAGGUGGAGGGGUCUCCAUCGCUGGGACUCACAUUCAGGAACUGAAUGUGGGACCGGAAAAUGAAUCAGCGCACGAUAGUUCAGAAUUGGACGGCGACCAGAAAGCGGAAGUUCUGCUAACCGAACCGGCAGAUGGGCUAUCCCGGUCGCCGCUGGGAUCCUUCGACCUCCCCGUGCGAGUCAGUCGGCUGGAAUCUAUCCUGCUCGGCGACCAGGAGCAGCAUUUCACUGCGGACCGGUCGCCCAGCAACUCCUUUGACUUGCCCGUCCGAGUGACCCAACGGAAGAGCAUCAAAGACACCCCGCCUUCCGGCGACCAAACCCCUGAGGAGUCCACCGAGCGGUCGCCUUCCGGAUCGUUCGACCUACCGGUGCGCGUAACUAGGCUGGAGAGCAUGAUCUCUUCCAACGGGUCUGCCGGGAUAUCUUCCGACGCCUUUGAACUCCCGGAACGAGUGGCCCGCCUGGAAAGCAUGCUCGGCGCCCUCUCUUUGAACCAACCGGGGGAAGUAACCGAGGGGUUGACGCAGACUGGAGAAAGUCGAGAGAGUGGGCCCGGUUUAGGCGUAACCGGGCAGUCAACCCAGUCACAAGAACAGCAGAAGACGUGCCCGGUGGAAAGUCCCGAGCUGGAAGCGUACGGAGCGGCAUUAGCAGAGCUCCCCGCGCUGAUGUUUGAAGUGGCCCUUUGCAAGCGCCAGCUGGCAAACCUCCGGCAGGAUGACGUCAGGCCGACGUUUACUAAGUCGACUCAGCCCGAAAGCAUGGAAGGGGAGGCAGAGACGGAAGGCGUGGGCGGAUCCCAGAGCGGUUUGAACAGGACCGACGGUGGUUACUCUGGAAACAGAGUCGACGAUCUGGUUCAUUCCGCCAUCGUGGCAGGAGCGGAAGAGCUUGUGACGGAACUGAAAGCGGGACUGGAGGCUGCAGAAGGCAGAGCGACCGCUCUCCAACGCGAGCUGGACACUUUGCGAGCCGGACGUAUUUCUGCCGACGUCAUUCCGCCGCCGGAGCUUGGACAGCGCGGAAUCGUCAUUCCGCCGAAGCUUGGAGAGCAUGGAAUCGUCCAGAACCUGAGCGCGAGCGGGCACGUACCACUUGCGGGGACAGAAACAAGUGACGAGGUUGAAUCCAUGCUGGAAGCGAGCUCGGCUGCAAAACCGUUGCCCAACCAGACCGGCGUCCCCGAACAUUUACCACGAGAGGUUCCGAGAGAAGAGGCGGAGGUCAUCACCGCCUUUGAGGAACCGGUCGCCAUGGAGGAUGGCGUGAAUCCUGCUGCGCCUGCCUUGGCAGCCGCCGAGCGUCUCGAGCUGGAAGCCCUGCGCGAGCAGUGCGCGGAGUUACGGCUCCGCCUCAACACUGUUAGAGCGGAAUCCACUGCAGCCGGAACGGGAUGUUCCGGCGGAACGAGAAGCUUCAGCGCCUCAUUCACGGGCGUCACCGGCAAUGCUGCCGGCAGUCCCGUCUCCCAGGCGAUAGACACGCUGCGAUCUCAGGCCGGAACGGCGGAACCUUCAUCGGGCGGAACAGCGGAACCUCUGCUGGGCUGUGCUUGGAACCCCGUCGCUCCUUCGCCUGGGCCUUCGCCUGGUGCCACACCGGAACGGACGCCCCAGGGAUCGUUUGAGUUACCGGUACGAGUGACCCGGUUUGACAGUAUGCUGCCAGAGAUUGGAGACGGAAUCGGAACCGAAAGCGGAAGCGGAAACGGAACGGGCCACGGAGAGGAACGGACGCCCCAGGGCUCGUUCGAGUUACCGGUACGAGUAACCCGGAUCGAGAGUAUGCAGCGGGAUUCCGGAAACGGAAACGAAAACGAAAACGGAAACGGACGCGAAAGCGGAAGCGGCCACGGAGAGCAACGGACACCCCAGGGCUCGUUAGACCUUCCGAUACGAGUAGCCCGGGUCGAAAGUAUGCUGCGAGAGACUGCAAACGGAAACGGAAUCGGAAGCGAGUCCGAAAGCGGGGGCGGGAGCGAGACCGUCAGCGGAAGCGGAACUGGAGAGGAAGCGGAAGCGAAACAGAAGGGACUGCAAGAAAAUAACGAGCGGUCGCCAGCGGAGUCGCUCGACCUGCCGGUGCGGAUAACCAGGCUGGAGAGCAUGCUGUCGGGGCGGUCCACCGGGGAGCAGACCAGGAACCCUUCAUCCGCCGUCGACCCGCCCGAGGGAGUGCUCGGGGUAUUCACACCGGACACGGUGGUUGGUGUGAAUGCGAAAGCCGAUGAUGAUAUUGGGGACCGUUCGAUCUCAACCGAGGAAGCAGGCGACUCAGCAGAGACUGCAUUUCCCACCCGGUUUGAAAGUGCUUCGAGCAAGGACUCGUUUGAUCUGCCGGCGCGAGUCAGCCGCCUGGAGAGCAUGCUUUUGGGGUGUGACGUCAGGGCGAGUUCGUUCGAGUUGCCACAGCGGGUCGAGAUUGGGAAGGUUUCCGUCGGGAGAACGGACGGGAUAACCCCAGACGGAGUUGUUCCGGAACACUUUGACGAGGGCUUUUCUGCUGGCAAGAAUGUUUUCGGCGAAGUCCUAGCCGGGAAUGGAUCACAACGAGAGGAGGUGGACCGUCAGAGAAACUUAGCAACCCUGGGCACAGAGAUCGCCUUGGUUAAUGGGAACCUGGAAACGUACCAUCAGGCGCUCGUAGAACUUCCCGCCCUCAUGUUCGAAGUGGCCCUCUUGAGGCGCCAGCUGGCAGGCCGGCAGCAGCGCAACGUCACGCCGACGUCAACCAUCAGCUCCGAGAACGAGAGCGAGGAACAUACUAGCCGGCAGGCGCUGGAGGCGCUCGUGGCGAGGCUGCGGGAGGAGCUAGUAUUGGCGAGAAAACGCGAGGCCGACGUGGCCAUCGUGAAGGAAGAGCUGCUGAGCCUGCGCGCAGAGCUGGCCGACCGCGAGGCGGCGCUCGUCGCGGCCGCGGAGGCGCUGCGCGCGAGCCGGAUCCAGGGUUUGGAGGGUUUGGGCGCGAGCAUCAUGCACCGCCUGUCGCUCACCGUUUCGGAGCCGGUGGCCGGGCGGGAACCGGAAGAGGAGUUUGGCGCGCGCGCCGGCCGCGAGGGGAAGCCGCGCGCAAAGAGCGAGACCGCGGCCGCGCUGCCGCCGAUGAUCGUGGGCCUGCGCCGCGCGUCCCUGCGGGGUUUGGAGGUUUUGGCCUGGGAGGCGGUCGCGGCGGAGCGGCUCCGGUCGGCCUCGGCGCCAGCCACGCUGCAGCGUUCCGCUGAGGAGGGCGGAGAAGGGGCCGGAAGACGGCACUUCAACGACGUCAUCACGAAAACUCUCCCUAUCGAGCGGACAGAAGAAGCGGACCGUAACGAGCGAACGGAAGAUGUGAUGUCAGAAUCGGUUGAAGAUAACCUUCUCUACGGGGCACCGGUCCGCAAAGCGCGGUCUGAACCGCUCGCGCUGCAGAUGGACCACGUGUCGUUCGCGGGCGACUCCGUCGAGCAGGAGCUCCGGGACCAGGUCGUCAGCCUGACGUCGCUGCUGAGCGCGCGCGAGCGCGCCCACGAGGAGGUCCCCUCGCUCCGGCGCGAGGUCGCGCGCCUCGAGCGCGCGCUGAAGCAGCAGGCAACGGAGUCCGCGGACGCGCGCGCGGACUCGGAACGCGAGAUCUCAUGGCUUCGCGGCGCGCUCGAGGAGUGCGAGGCGCGGUGCGAGGUUUUGCGCGCGGAGGUUCUGGAGGUGACGAGGACACGUGUCGAGUCGGGAGUGGCCGGACACGCGGACGAGCUGUGGAUGGUAGUGCCGCGCGCGGCCGCAGGGAGCGAAGGGGAGGAGGCGCUGCGGCAACAAGUGCAGCAUCUGCAGCGCGUCAUCGCGACCAUGGUGCGCGAGAUGGCACCCGACGAGAAGGAGCUCGCGCAGCUGCGCGCGCUCUCGCGCCAGAACACGGUGGUCGAGGAGCGCGCGAGCGCUCUCUCGCUGGAGGUGACGUCAAUCCAGCGAUCGGUGCGCGCGAGCAUGGAGAGCAGCGUCAGCAGCCUGGACGGAGGAUCCAGCCGGCGGCUCAGUGCGCUUGACGCGGCCGCGAGCCCGCGGAGCGACCGCGCGAGCGAGGGGUUUGAGGAGCACGUGGAGCAAUUUACGAUGGGGAUGCGGGAAGAGACGAUGAGCCAGACGGUCGGUGACGUCCCCCGGUUGGAGUCACUCCUUUCCGACAGCGGCAAUCUAGCCCGGUUGGAAGUCACCGUGCACGACAUCUCUUCGGACGACCCGUGGCUCCCGACGCCCCUCUCACUGUCCGAAGUCCCGACCCCGUCCGGCCGUUCCGGCGGAUCUUCCCGAGCGGAAAGCAGGCGGCACUCCGGGGGACGGAAUGACCUGGGCGCCCAACCACCCUCCAGGACUCAAAGCUGGCGUCAUUUUGACGAAGGGAAGGAUCCGAAGACGCUCCAAGAUGCAAAAGAUGCUCUGACGGGUUUCGUUACCGUUCCGGACAUACGACCGGAAGUGGAACGGAACGCGAAGAACGGCACGAAAGCGAAGCGGCCGCCUGUGCUGACGGUUCCGACGCAAAGCGAGCGCGGAGGUAACGCUGAAGGGGCGAAAACCGCGAAGAGCUACGUUGAGAUUCCCGGAAGCACCGUUCCGGCCGCCAGCGGUUUCCGUUCCACGCCGACAUCCCCACGAGCGGCGCUUACCCGGAGCCAGUCGGGGUCUUCUGCCGUGAGCAGCCAGCGGAAUCCGCGGGGCGGACUGGCGGAACCCCGGGGACGGAUCCCGGGCACCAGAAGCGCCGGAAACUCGAUAGAGAAGAUGACCGAGGCGAAAACCCCAGGCAGGAAGUCCGGCUCUCUGUCGCAGGACUCUCGGACGAGUGUAAGCGAAGAGGAUAAGGUGGUAGAUUCUGGUGGUCCCGGGUCUAGGAAAGAGAGUUCCGCGUCGGGGGGGCCUUCGAGUGCGGCGAGCACACCUCCCGGGACCCCCCGGAAACGGAAAGGUCCGUGGAAGCCGCCUUCCGUUCCGUCAGGGGCGGGGCGACUGCACCUAAAGAUGAACCCUGCUCAAGCGCCGGAAGAGAAAACGACCCAAUAG
This is a messenger RNA of Klebsormidium nitens, 22854 nucleotides long. NCBI's taxonomy places the organism in Eukaryota, Viridiplantae, Streptophyta, Klebsormidiophyceae, Klebsormidiales, Klebsormidiaceae. The record is from the annotation of a GenBank genome assembly.